Molecule: messenger RNA, 801 nt
Organism: Spinacia oleracea (spinach)
Lineage: Eukaryota; Viridiplantae; Streptophyta; Magnoliopsida; Caryophyllales; Amaranthaceae
Product: NAC domain-containing protein 41-like
Exons: 2
Coding region: 1-801 (266 amino acids)
Biological process (GO): regulation of DNA-templated transcription
Molecular function (GO): DNA binding
Source: RefSeq, a predicted model, not a curated record
AUGAGUAUGAAUCUAAUGCCAGGGUUUCAGUUCGAUCCAACAGAUGAAGAACUAAUUAACUUCUUUCUUUGGAGAAAGAUACAUGGCGUGCCAACACCAGCAGUAUACCCUCGAAUGCCCGAUGCUAACGUAUACGGCAAAAAGGGAGAUCAUCCUUCUCAGAUUUUCGAUUCUUUUGGAGAAUCAGACCGCGAAGAAGAAGAUACUGUCAGGUAUUUCUUCACUCGUUUGGUUCCCGUUUCUAAGAAGAAAGGUUGCAACGGCAAGAACGUAGUUCGAUCAGUGGGUAGCGGUGAUGAUUUUUGGAGAAACGAGAGAUCCGAAUCUGUUAAGGUAAAGAACAAAGAUGGCGGCCAAGAUAUUAAAAUUGGGUCACGAACUUAUCUCAAGUUCAUAGACCAAACUGGUGUUGCUAAUCCUGAUCGUGUCGAAUGGAGUAUGAGGGAGUUGAUGUCAACUGAUGAUAAUGCUUUGGUUCUUUGUCGAAUCGAGAAGAAGAUCCCUAAAUCCACCACCAAGAAAAGGAAACAAGCAAUCAGUAGUACUACUAAUUCUACUUCUAUUGUGGAUAAUAAUGUUGAUGAAGAUCUUCUCCAAGAAAACAAAAGGCAGUGCUUAGUCCAUCUUCAACUUCAACAAUCUACCGAUCAAGAACAACAAACGAAGGAGAUGAUCGAUAAUGACAAUUCAGACUUGUGGUUGAAACAAAUGAUCGACGACUAUCUGCAAAAAAAAUUCACAAACAUCUCCAAACAAUCAAGAAAACGAAAGAAAUACUGCUACUUCUUCUUCGGUGGAUGA